Molecule: messenger RNA, 825 nt
Organism: Striga asiatica
Lineage: Eukaryota; Viridiplantae; Streptophyta; Magnoliopsida; Lamiales; Orobanchaceae
Source: the annotation of a GenBank genome assembly
AUGGCGGCCAGAUUCUCCUCGCGCUUUCUCCGCCGCUACCUCCUCCGCCACCACUUCACCUCCGCGAGCGCGGUAAUCACCGUACCAAAAUCCCACCCCUUCGAGCGUACCGUCCUCAGUUGUCACCGAUCCCCGUCCUUCACCCACCCGCAGCACCCAUUCCUGCGCUUUCUCUCCACCCGAUCACCCCGCCCGACCCGAUCCAAGCCUGACGUCGGCGCUCGCGCCCGCCAGAUGCAGACCCGCCGCCUCUGGACCUACGCCAUAACGUUCAGCUGCAUCGCGGGGUUCAUAGUCAUCGUCAUCAACCAGUUCCAGGACCAGCUCGUCUUCUACAUCACCCCCACCGACGCCCUGCAGAAGUACAAUUCCGACCCGACCAAGUCCAAAUUCCGUUUAGGCGGCCUUGUCCUCGAGAACAGCUAUAUCCAGAUUCCUGAUUCACCGGAAUCCCAAUUUGUAAUUACCGAUCUGAUUACGGACAUUUUGGUCAAAUACGACGGCAGCUUGCCAGAUCUGUUUCGAGAGGGCCACUCGGCAGUGGUGGAGGGGUUUAUCCGGCCCGUGGAUGAUGGAGUACGGAAAAAAGAGGAAAUUGCCCUUAGUAACAGCAGCAAAUUUGGGGUAACCGAAAAGGCUAGGAGCUUGAAUUGCUAUUUCGCAGCCACUGAGGUUUUGGCGAAGCACGAUGAGAAGUAUAUGCCUGCUGAGGUGGCGGCUGCAAUCGAGAAGAACAAGAAAUUGCUUGAGGAGAAGGAGAAAAAUUCGGAGGAGGCUUUGGCUAAUGCUGGUUCAAGCAGUAUUCCCCCAGUUGCCAAGGCUUGA